Molecule: messenger RNA, 3915 nt
Organism: Saccoglossus kowalevskii
Lineage: Eukaryota; Metazoa; Hemichordata; Enteropneusta; Harrimaniidae
Product: splicing factor 3B subunit 3
Cellular component (GO): nucleus
Molecular function (GO): protein binding; nucleic acid binding
Source: RefSeq, a predicted model, not a curated record
AUGGCGGAUAUCGUUUCGUAUCGGCCGUUUACAUUUCCCGGAGGUACAGAAGGACCAAGUGGUGUUCUGAUCUGCUCUGAAAAUUACAUCACUUAUAAAAAUUUUGGAGAUCAACCAGAUAUCAGGAUGCCAAUUCCAAGGAGAAGAAAUGAUCUUGAUGAUCCUGAACGUGGCAUGAUAUUUGUAUGCAGUGCUGCUCACAAGACCAAGUCCAUGUUUUUUUUCCUGGCACAAACAGAACAAGGUGAUAUUUUCAAGAUCACCCUGGAAACAGACGAAGAUAUGGUAACUGAAAUACGUAUGAAGUACUUUGAUACUGUGCCAGUAGCAAAUACUCUGUCAGUCUUGAAAACUGGAUUUCUAUUUCUGGCUGCAGAGUUUGGAAACCAUUUUCUGUAUCAGAUCGCCCAUUUAGGUGACGAUGACGAAGAGCCUGAAUUCAGUAGUGCCAUGCCGCUGGAGGAAGGCGACACAUUUUUUUUCGCACCACGAACUCUGAAAAAUCUUGUCUUAGUAGAUGAAAUGGAAAGUUUAUCCCCGAUUUUGUCUUGUCAAAUUGCCGAUUUAGCCAAUGAAGACACUCCUCAGUUAUAUUCGGCAUGUGGACGUGGUUCAAGGUCGUCCAUUAGGAUUCUCAGACAUGGUCUUGAGGUAUCUGAGAUGGCUGUGUCUGAACUGCCUGGUAACCCCAAUGCUGUCUGGACUGUCCGAAAAACGAUUGAAGAUGAAUUUGAUGCCUAUAUUAUUGUAUCUUUCGUGAAUGCCACCCUUGUACUGUCCAUCGGUGAGACUGUGGAGGAAGUAACAGAUUCUGGUUUCCUAGGAACCACACCCACUCUGUCAUGUUCUCUUAUCGGUGAAGAUGCUCUCCUUCAGGUAUGUGACUCCUUCAUUUAUGAUGCAAAAAACACGCAUGUACAUGCUAACAACGUCUGAUGAAGGCAUUUAAAUUAAUAAAAAAAAUAUGGCUUUAAUAGUGUUGUUCUCUGAUGCAAAUGUGUUGUAAUGGUUUCUGUUCCUGCUAACAAUAUUUUCAUUCUGUUUUCCCAGACUGGUCAAUUGAAUGAAUAUACUGAACGUAAAGAAAUGUCUGCCGAUGUACAGUGUAUGAGUCUCGCAAGCGUACCGGCUGGUGAACAGAGGUCACGGUUUUUGGCUGUGGGAUUAGCCGAUAAUACAGUUAGAAUCAUAUCCUUGGAUCCAUCAGAUUGCUUACAGCCACUGAGUAUGCAGGCGUUGCCUGCAUUGGCAGAAGCACUGUGUAUCAUAGAAACUAGCAUUGGUGAAAGUACUAUUGGUGAAGGAGCUGGAAUGCUUCUCUACCUUAACAUUGGACUACAGAACGGCGUACUGCUACGUACUGUAUUGGAUCCGGUAACUGGAGACCUCUCAGAUACACGUACCAGAUACCUAGGAUCAAGACCAGUCAAACUAUUUCGAGUUAAAAUGCAAGGCAGUGAAGCUGUGUUGGCAAUGUCCAGUAGAUCUUGGUUAAGUUACUGGUAUCAGUCACGAUUCCAUCUCACACCAUUGUCGUAUGAAACCUUGGAAUAUGCAUCUAGUUUUGCGUCCGAACAGUGUCCAGAAGGCGUAGUAGCUAUCUCAACGAACACUUUGAGAAUUUUGGCAUUGGAGAAGUUAGGAGCUGUUUUCAAUCAAGUCUCAUUACCAUUAAAAUACACGCCAAGAAAGUUUGCAGUCCAUCAUGAAAGCAACAUGCUUGUUUUGAUUGAAACUGACCACAAUGCUUACACAGAGGCUACAAAGCUACAGAGAAAACAGCAGAUGGCAGAGGAAAUGGUAGAUGCUGCAGGAGAGGAAGAGCAGGAAUUGGCAGCUGAAAUGGCUGCCACUUUCAUGAAUGAAAGCCUACCAGAAGAUGUAUUUGGUGCUCCAAAAGCAGGGUCCGGCAUGUGGGCAUCAGUUAUAAGGGUACUAGAACCAGUGUCGGGGAAAACGUUACACAUGGAACAGUUGGAGCAGAAUGAGGCUGCCUUUAGUGUUGCAAUUUGUAAGUUCAGUAACCGUGGUGAUGAUACCUUUGUGUUAGUGGGUGUUGCCAAAGAUAUGACUCUAAACCCCAGACAUUGCACCGAAGGAUUUAUCCACACAUACCAACUACUAGAAAAUGGUGAAUUAAAAUUAUUACACAAGACUUUGGUUGAUGAUGUGCCAUCAGCAAUAUGUCCAUUCCAAGGAAGAGUUCUCAUUGGCGUUGGCAAGCUACUGAGAUUGUAUGAUAUCGGAAAGAAGAAACUUCUCCGGAAAUGUGAAAACAAACACAUUCCAAGUUUUAUCGUAAAUAUCAGCGUUAUGGGUAGUCGAAUCAUAGUCAGCGAUGUCCAAGAAAGUUUUCAUUAUAUACGAUAUAAACAUCAGGAAAAUCAGAUGAUUGUUUUUGCUGACGAUACCAAUCCAAGAUACAUCACAGCUUCCUGCACACUCGAUCAUGACACCAUGGCUGCGGCCGAUAAAUUUGGAAAUAUCUCUGUGGUGCGAUUACCGCCAAGUAUUAACGACGAGGUUGAUGAGGAUCCAACAGGAAAUAAAGCCUUAUGGGAUAGGGGGUUGUUAAACGGUGCAUCACAGAAAGCAGAUAUCGUCGCUAACUUCCAUGUUGGUGAAACUGUAUGUUCAUUACAGAAGGCAACUUUAAUACCAGGUGGUUCUGAAUCUCUCGUUUUCACAACGCUGUCGGGCAGUGUAGGAAUGUUAGUGCCAUUUACAUCACAUGAGGACCAUGAUUUUUUUCAACAUUUAGAGAUGCAUAUUAGAUCAGAAUAUCCACCCUUAUGUGGCAGAGACCAUCUCUCAUUCAGAUCUUAUUUCUUUCCUGUCAAGAAUGUCAUUGAUGGUGAUCUUUGUGAGCAGUUUAAUUCUAUGGAUUCAACCAAACAACGCAAUGUGGCGGAAGAAUUGGACAGAAAUCCAAGCGAGGUCUCCAAGAAGCUAGAAGAUAUAAGAACAAGAUAUGCUUUCUAAAAGACUUGCUGAAAUAUUUUGCGCUACAAGAAGAAAAGUUGACCUGUUUUGCAAAUAAUGUUACUGAAUUAGACUGCAAGCAUUCAUUGUGUGAAAUACUGCCAGCAAUGUCUGUGCAGUAAAAAUUGAAUAUUGGUUUCCCAAAUAUUGGCUUGAAGACAAGAUCGCAAAGCAUACUUUGUUUCGGAGCAGUGUCUUCAGCUAGUAUUUCUUGCAAUUGGUUCAUGCUACUAGUUAUACUGUUAGAAAGUUUCUGAAUUCCCAUUUGAUAAUAUAAAUUCAAAUAAGUGUUUUUAUUGCACUGUGAAGUCUAUUCAUCCUGAAAUCUUGGUUUGUUUGUUGGCACUCUUUAACCAAUGUCAUUUAUUUAACACGUGUACAUAAUCUUUCUGGGAGUUUUUAUUCAUCCAUAGUGUGUUUUGUUUUCUUUUGUACGAGUGUCAUCUGAUAUUUAAAAAAUAGGUUGAUGAGUUUACUUGUGUUAAAACUUUGUUCCCAACAUUUGUUUUUGUUAAAAUCGUUAAGGCAAAACCAGAGGACAAUUUGAUGAAUAGCUUUGCAUCUUUCAGACUACAUGUAGGUGAGGACAUUUUAAUGAGUAGGUUCCUGACUACUUGUAGAUGAUAAAAUGGAAUUUUUCCAACAACAAAAGGUUGAUUUGUAAACCAUGGUAUUUUUUCUGUUAAGUAAAUGGUAUAGCACUGCCAUGAAAUGUAUAUAGUGACAAUUGUUAUGUUCAGUCUACUGAUGUGUAAACUACUGUUAACCAUGGAGGAACCAUUCUUUCUCUUUGGAUAGAAGAGGGGUGCCAGGAACACUGAAAAUAAGAGUCAGCAGGGAACUUGCUAUUGUAUGAAAUAAGGAAAAAAACAUAAUGUAUUGUCAAAUUAAAGAAACAUUUUUAAUUAAAAAAUAUUUUCAUACUUUAUAUAA